This is a messenger RNA of Serinus canaria (Common canary), 1551 nucleotides long. It is a transcript of the gene GABRA6, whose product is annotated as gamma-aminobutyric acid type A receptor subunit alpha6. The record is from RefSeq and is a predicted model, not a curated record. Gene Ontology annotation, molecular function: transmitter-gated monoatomic ion channel activity involved in regulation of postsynaptic membrane potential; inhibitory extracellular ligand-gated monoatomic ion channel activity; GABA-A receptor activity. The coding region runs from base 1 to 1551 and encodes 516 amino acids. NCBI's taxonomy places the organism in Eukaryota, Metazoa, Chordata, Aves, Passeriformes, Fringillidae. Gene Ontology annotation, biological process: monoatomic ion transmembrane transport; synaptic transmission, GABAergic; signal transduction. The transcript has 11 exons. Gene Ontology annotation, cellular component: synapse; dendrite membrane; postsynapse.
AUGGCUCUGCUGCUCGCCUGGGCGUGUGUGGCUGUGAGCGUGGGGACGGCGCUGGGGGACCAGGGCGACGGGGCGGACCUCUACUCGGAAAACAUCACUCGCAUCCUCGACAAGUUGUUGGACGGCUACGACAACAGGCUCCGACCGGGAUUUGGAGGCGCCGUGACAGAAGUCAAAACGGACAUCUACGUGACCAGCUUCGGGCCGGUGUCCGACGUGGAGAUGGAAUACACAAUGGAUGUCUUCUUUCGUCAGACAUGGACUGAUGAGAGGCUGAAGUUUAGUGGGCCAACUGAAAUUUUGAGACUGAACAAUUUAAUGGUCAGUAAAAUUUGGACACCAGACACGUUUUUUAGAAAUGGAAAAAAAUCAAUUGCUCACAAUAUGACAACUCCUAACAAACUUUUCAGAAUUAUGCAGAAUGGAACUAUUCUUUACACUAUGAGACUAACCAUUAAUGCUGACUGUCCUAUGAGGUUGGUGAAUUUCCCAAUGGAUGGACAUGCUUGUCCACUGAAAUUUGGAAGCUAUGCUUAUCCAAAAAGUGAAAUAAUUUAUACUUGGAAAAAAGGACCAUUGCAUUCAGUAGAAGUACCUCAGGAAUCUUCCAGUCUUCUCCAGUAUGACCUCAUAGGACAAACUGUAUCUAGUGAAACAAUUAAAUCUAACACAGGUGAAUAUGUAAUCAUGACAGUUUAUUUCCACUUGCAAAGGAAGAUGGGCUACUUCAUGAUACAGAUAUACACUCCUUGCAUUAUGACAGUCAUUCUUUCUCAGGUGUCUUUCUGGAUUAACAAGGAGUCUGUUCCAGCCAGGACAGUUUUUGGGGAAUAUUCACUCCAGCUGCUCUAUUUCCAUCUGCAAAGGAAAAUAGGCUACUACCUCAUUCAGACAUACAUUCCAUGCAUCAUGACUGUCGUCUUGUCUCAAGUUGUGUUUUGGAUUAACAAAGAAUCUGUUCCAGCAAGAACCGUGGCUGGAAUCACCACAGUCCUCACAAUGACCACUCUGAGCAUCAGCGCUCGCCACUCUCUGCCCAAGGUGUCCUAUGCCACCGCCAUGGACUGGUUCAUCGCCGUGUGCUUUGCCUUUGUCUUCUCUGCACUUAUUGAGUUUGCAGCUGUCAACUACUUCACCAAUCUCCAGGCUCAGAGAGCAAUGAGGAAGGCAGCCAGGGCAGCAGCACUGGCAGCAGCACUAUCAGCAGCAACCGUACCGGCAGAGGACGAGAUUGUCUCGCAUUCUGACUCCAACUCUAACCUGAAGAAGAGAGUGAACUCCAUAGCAUCUCAGGCAGAGCAGUCUCCUGAGCCCAGCAUCAUAUCAAAUACUGCAUCCCAGUGUCAGCCUCUGCCUGUUCCUCCACCAGCACCACCACAACCACCAGCCAUUGGAGGUGCAAGUAAAAUAGACCAGUAUUCCAGGAUCCUCUUCCCAGUGGCAUUUGCAGGAUUCAACCUGGUGUACUGGGUUGUUUAUCUUUCAAAAGACACUAUGGAAUUUUUUGAACCUUCAGCAAUGCAUUUUCGAAAUGACCCUCAGUCCAACUGA